Podarcis raffonei (Aeolian wall lizard) is the source of this 1490-nucleotide messenger RNA. RefSeq names its product chromosome 1 C11orf16 homolog (gene C1H11orf16). NCBI's taxonomy places the organism in Eukaryota, Metazoa, Chordata, Lepidosauria, Squamata, Lacertidae. Bases 319 to 1335 code for a protein of 338 amino acids. The transcript is spliced from 3 exons. The record is from RefSeq and is a predicted model, not a curated record.
GUUUUUCUUGUUAUCUUGCCACCCUGAUCAACUUUUUAAAAACUAUGCAUGAAAAGACACAAGCUUAACAUUUUCCUCCAACAUCAAAAAUUUUGUACUAACAUGGCCAGCAUCCUGCAUUUCCUCCCCUUUAUUUCUUAAGCUAUCAUAGAUGUGACUGCUGAUUAUUUCAUGACUAAAGCUUGUUAAGUUUUUCAUUUUAAUUCCCCAUCUUGUUUCUGGCACCAGGGUGAGAAAAGAACCUUUCUUGUACAGUUUGCCAAGUCAUUUGGACUGAGUGAGGACACAACAUGCGUGCAAGAAACAGCCAGCAGUGACAUGUUUGAGUGUGUGAAUGGAAUGAGGCAUUCCAUACUGCCAGGUGAUAAAGUGCUGGCACCCUGGGAGCCACAGCAAAAAAGAUAUGGCCCUGGCACUACCAUCCAAGGCAUGGAAACCAGGGAUCCCUUGAGAGGGAAAGAAGAUGAAGAAAUUAUAGUCAGCUUCUGGAAUGGCAAGAAAGCCAGAGUCCCAUUGGGUGUAGCCCUGUGGAUUUCCCCAGUGCAGUGGGAGAGGAUUGUGGAGAUGAUCCGGAUGCCCCUUACCAGCAGGAAAGCAUCUGAAGGGCAACUCCAAAGACCCGGUCACUACAGUGGCUCAUGUAGGGCUAUAACAGGCUCCAUGCAUGGAUGCGCUGUAGGUGGCCUCUGCCGGCUCCAGAGGCCAUGUUGCUCUUUCAUCUCCCCUUGCUCCAGGUGCUUUCAACACACAUGCUCAUUCCUUGGACAUCCGCAGUACGCUUUCUGCUGCUGCCCUAAAUACAGUGGCUGCUGGUGGCCACCCUCUUUAACCGAACCAUCCCAAAGAAAUGUUGAAGAAGAGUUCAGCAGUAAACCAUUACUGGCAGUGGAAGGGCCUCCAAAGGAAGAACCAGCCACUGUUGUGUCCAGCUCUUCUUCUUCUUCUUCAUGCUCCUCCAGUUCCAGAAGUGGUACAGAAACAGGUUUGACCAAGACCACAAUGGUAGAUCAUGCAGUGAACACGGAUUCUAGUCUUUUUGAAAAGCCCAAGCUGCAAGAAAUCAGGAGACCUUGUUGGAAAUACUGGAAUAGAAGCCAUCCCAACUCUCGUCAUAACAGCCACGGUACCAAUUAUACUUUGGACAGCACCCGCAGAAAGGAAAGAUCUGAAACCAAAGCAGUUCCUUAUAUGGAUCCGUCCCCAACUGCACUGAUCAACCACAGUGCCAUGUUUGAAACUACUGAACAGUCUCCUCGAAGGCAACUUACUGUGAAGGAAGUCUUGGGUCACAAAGAUGUCAAACCAUCCUCAGGAGGAGAGCAAGGAACACAGUAAAAAAGAAAAGAAAAAACCACCCUCCACUGAAAGCAUAUGCUUGUUUUUUAUUCUACUUUUUUGUGGGUCCACAAGAAUAUAUUAAGAUAUUUAGGAUAAUAAUGUUGGAUCAUUAGCAUCUAAUAAAUUAUAUAUAUGGUAAUUUCCCCAGCAAA